Gavialis gangeticus (Gharial) is the source of this 1875-nucleotide messenger RNA. It is a transcript of the gene DNAI2, whose product is annotated as dynein axonemal intermediate chain 2. Gene Ontology annotation, cellular component: outer dynein arm. Gene Ontology annotation, biological process: cilium movement; outer dynein arm assembly. The transcript is spliced from 14 exons. The record is from RefSeq and is a predicted model, not a curated record. Bases 77 to 1846 code for a protein of 589 amino acids. NCBI's taxonomy places the organism in Eukaryota, Metazoa, Chordata, Crocodylia, Gavialidae. Gene Ontology annotation, molecular function: dynein heavy chain binding; dynein light chain binding.
CGGGCGGUUGCUGGACAACGAGUGGACGCGGCUCCCGACGGCUGGACGCGGGGCUGCCCCUCCCCCCCAGGGCACCAUGGAGAUCGUCUACGUGUACGUGAAGAAGCGCAGCGAGUUCGGGCGCCCCUGCAACUUCUCAGACCGGCCGGCUGAGACCAACGUGGACAUCCUGCCGGACCCCAGCCUGGCCGCCCACUUCAUCGAGAGGGACCCUGUGGACACGAGCGUGCAGUGCGCCAGUGACAUGUCAGAGCAUGAGGUGAACACAGAGCGGUUCGAGAUGGAAGCGCGGGGCGUGAACCAUGUAGAGGGCGGCUGGCCCAAGGACGUGAACGCGCUGGAGAUGGAGCAGACCAUUCGCUUCCGCAAGAAGGUGGAGAAGGACGAGAACUACAUCAACACCAUCAUCCACCUGGGCAGCCUGAUGGAGCACUGCAUCAAGCAGAACAACGCCAUCAACAUCUAUGAAGAGUACUUCGAAGAGGAGCAGCUUUCAGAGGUGGAGGAUGAGCCGCCCUCAGCCAAAACCAUCAAUGUCUUCAGGGACCCCAAUGGCAUCAAGAGGACGGCCACCCACCUCUCGUGGCACCCUGACGCCGGCAAGAAAUUGGCCGUGGCUUACUCCUGCCUGGAGUUCCAGCAGAGCGCCACAAACAUGAGCCUCGACUCCUACAUCUGGGACCUGGAAAGCCCCAACAAACCGGACCUGGUUCUCAAGCCCUCGUCCCCACUCGUGUGCCUGGAGUACAACCCCAAGGACUCACACAUCCUGGUCGGAGGCUGCUACAACGGGCAAAUUGCCUACUGGGACACGCGGAAAGGCGGGCAGCCCGUGGAGCUGUCCACAGUGGAGUUCAGCCACCGGGACCCCGUGUACGGCGCAAUCUGGCUGCAGUCCAAGACGGGCACCGACUGCUUCUCUGCCUCCACCGAUGGGCAGGUCCUGUGGUGGGACAUCCGGAAGCUCACCGAGCCCACUGAGACGCUGGUGAUGGAUAUCAGCCGGAAGGGCCUGCUGGAGAAUGCCCUGGGUGCCGUCUCGCUGGAGUUUGAGCCCACCAUGCCAACCAAGUUCAUGGUGGGGACGGAGCAAGGUGUGGUGAUCACCUGCAACCGCAAGGCCAAGACACCGGCCGAGAAGAUCGUCGGCACCUACAGCGGGCACCAUGGCCCCGUCUACGCCCUGGCGCGGAACCCCUUCUACCCCAAGAACUUCCUGACUGUCGGCGACUGGACCGCGCGCAUCUGGUCCGAGGACAGCCGGGAAUCCUCCAUCAUGUGGACCAAGUACCACAUGUCCUACCUAACAAGUGGGUGCUGGAGCACCAUCCGCCCAGCUGUCUUCUUCACCACCAAGAUGGAUGGGACGCUGGAUGUCUGGGACUUCUUGUUCAAGCAAAAUGACCCCUCUCUCAGCCUUAAGGUCUGCGACGAGCCCCUCUUCAGCCUGCGCCUGCAGGACAACGGGCGCUUCAUCAGCUGCGGCUCCCAGCUGGGCACCGUCACGCUGCUGGAGAUCUCCUCGGGGUUUUGCACCCUGCAGAAGAACGAGAAGACCCUGGCCACCGCCAUGUUCGAGCGGGAGACAAAGCGGGAGAAGAUCCUGGAGGCGCGGCACCGCGAGAUGCGAUUGAAGGAGCGCACCAGGUCGGAGGGCAGGGAGGAGGAGGCCAAGGAGGAUGGGCCAUCCGAGAACCCCGAGGAGCUGCUGGCCCGGGUGCAGAAGGAAUUCUUCGAGAUCAUCGACGCCGAGCGCCGGCGGAGGGAGCAGGGCAGCGCCAAGGGACCCACCACCCAGGAGGAAGACGAAGAGGAGGAGGGCAAGGAGGACCUCUACAAGGACUGAACAUGGAGCGCAGGGACCCGCAGGCCACA